Messenger RNA from Ctenopharyngodon idella (grass carp), 2764 nucleotides. Its product is annotated as FH1/FH2 domain-containing protein 1. Gene Ontology annotation, molecular function: actin filament binding. Bases 647 to 2296 code for a protein of 549 amino acids. Gene Ontology annotation, biological process: actin filament network formation; cortical actin cytoskeleton organization. Lineage: Eukaryota; Metazoa; Chordata; Actinopteri; Cypriniformes; Xenocyprididae. Gene Ontology annotation, cellular component: cytoplasm; cytoskeleton. The transcript has 9 exons. The record is from RefSeq and is a predicted model, not a curated record.
CCUCAUAAUGUCUGGGACACAGACGGAGUGUAACGUCUCUUUCACACAUGCUGGUCACCGAAAGAGCUUCAACGCAACAGAGUGCUUCAAACGAAGACGAUGGCGUGAUGUGGGAGAAUGUGCAAGAAUCUCUACUAUAGCAUUUGAGUUGUCGUAGAUGCUUGAAAUGCAGUUCACUGAAGAGCUGGGCCUUCUGAAAUACACAUUACAUGAUGUGCUAAUUUGAUUUGACCCAUCAGACAGAUGCUGGAGAAGCUCAAACUCAAUGUUGACUGAUUUUUGCGGCUGAAGCUACUGUGGAGAUUUUCAGAGGAACUACAUCAUCUGCUGCAAAAAGUGUGCUGCAUAUUCUGGGAAUUUUUUUUUUUUACUUUGAAGAACAUCGAAACAAGUUUCUUUAUUUUUGGUACAAGGCAAAUCUCAUAACGUUGGAGGAUCAUUUGCAAAGCUGCAUGUUCAUGAUGCAACAAUGAACGGACACUGAUUAAGGUAAACCAUUCCUCUAAAGUAGCUAUAUUAAGACUGGAUAUUUGGUCGUUGUUUUUAUUUGGAGAAGAAGCAGAACAAGGUUCACCACCUAAGCAUCAUUUUGCACAACAUUCAUUUACUUUCUAGUUUUUAAAAAAUAAAUCACCAAGAAGACCCAAUGAAACAAGCCGAAUCCUUUCUUCUCGACACCUCCGGGACGUCCCUCAUAAACCACGCCCCCUUGCUCCGCCUCAAUGCUCUCGACUUCUCCGACCUAUGGGAUGACGAGGAUCUUGAGUUGGACAGUAUUGAUGAAGACUCCUCCCUCACUUCAGCCAAUCAGAUUGCAGCCUCACCCAUCCCUCCGCCCCCUCCCCCUCCCCCUUCAGCCCCUCCUCUUCCUGUAGCCAGUGAGUCGCCGCGGCUGUCAGGCUGUCGUACUCUGAGGCUCCACUGGAGCGCGCUGUUGAAUCUGCAGCCUUUGCCAAGAGUGGGUCGUUUCGGGCCUCAUUCGAUCUGGGCAGGUCUGGAACCGGUUCAUCUAGACACCAAUAGACUGGAAUACUUGUUUGAGAGCAAAAGUAGCAGCAACAGCGCCCUCUGCAGUCUGAUGGAGCGACGACGGCAGAAGCAGCCGUGUGUGUGUGUAUUGGGAGUGAAGCGCAGUAACAUCAUCACUAUAGCCCUGAGCAGUCUGCCACCGGCCCACCUGCUUCCUCCUGCUAUAUUCAGUAUGGACAAUACUGUGCUAGACAGAGAAGACAUCCAGAGGUUGCAGAUGUUGGUUCCCACUGAAGACGAGCUGAAUCUGAUAAAGGAGGCGAAAGCUCAGGCCCCGCGCUUACCUUUGGGCCCCGCUGAACAUUGUCUCCUGACCCUGGAGAACGUUCCUCAUCUGAACGCCAGACUGCAGCUCUGGGCCUUCACUCUGGACCACGACAACCUGGAAAGAGAAAUCGCAGAGCCACUCUUCCAUCUGAAGCUUGCCAUGGAGCAGCUAGCGGCCAAUCAGACGUUCCGCUGCAUACUUGCUACUGUGCUAGCCAUUGGCAACUUUCUAAAUGGCUGUAAGGCGAAGGGGUUUGAGUUGAGUUACCUGGGCAAACUCUCUCAGGUGAGAGACACACACAGCCGGCAGCCUCUUCUUCAUCACGUGUGCGUGUUAUUGCUCCAGCUUUACCCACAAUCCUCUGAUCUAUACUCUGACAUCACUGCUGUCACAAAAGCCAGCAAGUGUGACUACACGCAAGUGCAAGUGAAUCUCUCCCAGCUUGAAUCUCUUUGUAAAGCAUCCUGGGAUCAACUAAGACUUCUUGAGAAGGAUGGAAAGAAGAAGAAAGGUGGAGGAAGAAAAGAGGAAGGUGGAGAAGAGGCAACGCUCAAUCAUCGGCUCCACCAGUUUCUGAAAGACUGCGAGGAGAGGUUGAAGGUGCUACGAGCAGUUCACCGCAGAGUCAUUAACAGAUUCCACUCGUUCCUGCUCUUCCUCGGUUACUCGCGUUCCAUGGUGAGAGAAACAAGUGCAGAGGCGUUUUGUAAGACCGUUAGUGACUUCGCUCUGGAGUACAGAGCCACUCGCAGUGCUAUCCUUCAACAGUGGGAGAAAGAGAAGGAGAAAGAGAGGGAGAAGGACAGCCAAAGCACACCUAAAAUCAAAAUUAGACUCCAACAAAGCCCAUCUGAUGAGAAUCAGGAGCAGGUGAAACUUGAGGAGGCUUUGAAGACUCCUGGAUCGUCAUCAUCUUUUCACUUUGACUUCACUCUUCCACGACAGCGCAGCAAGAUGACCGACAAGAGAGGUUGUCACUCCCGAAGGCUGAAAUGGUGAACUCCAGUCCUCAUUCCUUUAAAAGUAUUGCCUGUUGAUGCGUUAGCUUGUCAACUCUAUAUUUUUGAGUAUGGAAAAAAACUUGAAAUCUCUUUUCUGUGAUUUCUUUUGCAUUGCUACUACUUUGUUUAUACAGUAAUGUUUUAGUACAUUAAUGGUACAGUGGUGUAAUAAACAGUCUUUUAGCAUUCUUUGCCAUAAUUUCCUGUAAUGAUUCUGAAUUUGAAACAAAUUCAGUAGUCUAUAUUUGUAAUAUAGCUUGAUUAGCAUAUCUUGAUUAGCAAGGCUUUGUUUUGUUAGCAAGACUUUAAUUUCUUUGUUAAGUUUAAUUUCUUUAAUACUAACAACAACCAUGGUGCUAAUGGUUUACAGAUGCUUGAAACAGUUCAAUAUCAAAUACCAUAGUUAAUUACAAUUAUUGUUCAUUAUAUAAAACAAUAAUAAAUGAAUAAAAGAUUUCCUUGUUCG